AUGCAAAGGCCUAGACACCUAAACGUAUUACAACUACUGCUAGACUUUGGUUGGAGCAUUGACGUUCGCAACGACGCUCUAGAGACUCCUCUGCACCUCGCGUGCUUUGACGGUCAUGUUCACCUUGCCGAGUUAUUGCUGGACCGUGGAGCGGAUAUCAAUGCGCAGACGAGGGAUGGAGAAACCCCUCUGUUCUACGCUGCACGAAAAGGUCAGUACCGUACAGUUCGACUGCUUGUUCGGAGAGAGUGUGACCUCGGAGCGAGGAAUUGCUAUGGCGACGUGGCGGAGGAGGAAGCUAGAGGUGCGAAGACUCUGGCGGACGAUGUUGGCGAAUACGUUUUGUCGCAAAGACUUCGAGAGCGCGUGUUGUCGUUCCUCGACCUGAAAAGCUUAGGUUACGCGUCGCAAGUGUCGUAUCGGUGGCAUCGAGCCGCCGACAAUUCGUCGCUGUGGAAGGGACUUGGUGUGUCGCGGUGGGGAUUGCUGUUGAGUGCGACCAUGGGAGUGGGAACAGUGCCUCAGAUGGCGAUGCUGGGCUCUACUACCAGCAACCUCUUCCGCUUAAACAUUUCAAAGACUGUAUCUCGACAUCCAUUUAGCUGUGAUAAAGCUAUCCUCGGUAGAAACAUGCCUCUGACUGCUAAGGCUAAAGAGCGCCCGCGGAAUCGAGAACCGCUACGACCUCGAACUGCUAAUGUUGCAGGAACGUAG
Messenger RNA from Phytophthora infestans T30-4, 714 nucleotides. RefSeq names its product F-box protein, putative. The transcript has 3 exons. Lineage: Eukaryota; Oomycota; Peronosporomycetes; Peronosporales; Peronosporaceae. The coding region runs from base 1 to 714 and encodes 237 amino acids. Gene Ontology annotation, molecular function: protein binding. The record is from RefSeq and is a predicted model, not a curated record.